Molecule: messenger RNA, 1809 nt
Organism: Ziziphus jujuba (common jujube)
Lineage: Eukaryota; Viridiplantae; Streptophyta; Magnoliopsida; Rosales; Rhamnaceae
Exons: 1
Coding region: 338-1630 (430 amino acids)
Molecular function (GO): protein binding
Source: RefSeq, a predicted model, not a curated record
ACAGCGAUCUUUAUGAAUAUAGGUACAACAAAAACAUGUGUGGAUGUCCCCGUUAUAAAAUUUAUAUAUAUAUAUAUAUAAUAAAGAAAAAAUAAACUGCAAACCUUACCUUAAAAAAAUAAUAAUGAUAAACAAAAGAUUUUAAUAUCUGUGUAUAUGAGAAAUAUAUGGACAAAAUGCAAGGCCUUAUCUCUUUCAACAGAAAGAAAUUCCAUUACGUUUCUUUGUUGUCGUCUUAUAUCGUACAUCAUAAUCAUCACUUCCAAACCUUCUCAUUUCCUUUGUUUUUCUCUUUCUCUCGCACAUACAACACACAGAUACAAACCAAAAUCAAACAAUGCCAUCAUCAUCAUCACCACCAUCAUCGUCGCUCUCUUCUCAAUCCAACCCCUUCCAAACCAUCCUAGACUCGGCCCGUCCAUUCAUACGUGGAGAGCUCGAAUCCAUUGACAAAAACCUCCCUUCUCUCGUCGCCGUCUUGCGCUCCGUCGGAUCCGGCGAGUGCUGGCACAAACACGGCAGCUUUCUCGAACACCUCGUCGACAUAUACCGCAUUCUCAAGCUAUGGAAAGCUCAGGACUCCGUCUGCCUCUGCGGUCUUUUUCACUCUGCCUAUUCCAAUUCCUAUGUCAAUCUCGCCAUUUUUGAUCCUUCAACCGGCCGCGACGUGGUUCGUAGCCAUGUCGGAGAAGCUGCAGAGCGGUUGAUCCACCUCUUUUGUAUUGUCCCUCGGCAGCCAUUGAUCCACGACGAUCUUCUAUUCCAUUACACGGAUUCGGAGCUCGAAGAACAUCUCAAACAGUCUGAGAUUUCGCUCAGAAACGCAAAAGAGAAAGGUCUGUUCAACGAAGAAGAAGGCUGGAGGAGGAAACUUCAAGCUUUACUUCCUUCCGAUGGGGUAAUUGUGAAGCACAUCAAGACUGGCGAAGAUGUUAGAGUUUCGAGAAGGUUGGUUGCAGUGUUUCUGAUGAUGACAAUGGCGGAUUUCAGCGACCAGCUUUUCGGUUUCCAAGACGAAUUGUUCGAUAACUCGAACGGGAAGCUCGAGUUCAAAGGCAACAACUAUGUGGCUCUUUGGCCUGGAAAUGGAAAGCCAGGGUUAUGGAUGAAUUCGAUCUCUAGGAUGGGAGCUUUAUACUCGUUGAUUAUGAGAGAGGAAGAGAUAUUCAUCGAAAAGAGGAAAAGGGUUGGUGGGGAAGAUCAUGAUGGAAAUCGAGAUGAAGAUUUGGAACUUGUUAUACCCCCGGUGUUCGAGAAUUGCACAAAAGUUUUGGAUGCAAAAGACCAAAUAAUUGCAAGAGAUAUGUAUUGGGAAGCUGUUUGUGAAGAAUCCAACAAAGGGUUGGAGAGAGCAGAGGAGUUGCUAUUAAAGUGUAUAGAGAAAAACCCAUUUGUUGGAGAGCCACAUGUGGUAUUGGGUCAGGUUUAUUUGGCGAAAGGGAGAUAUGAGGAGGCUGAGACAGAAGCUGAAAAUGGGGUGAGAUUAAUAUUGGAAUGGGGUAGUCCAUGGGAUAAGAGGACGUCUUGGGAAGGAUGGAUUGCUUGGGGAAGAGUUUUGUAUAUGAAAGCAAAAGAGAAAUCUUGGCCACAACAUUCAUGGGGAAUUCUCAAUUUGGGACUUGUCAAGUAAGAUUAUUGUAUGGGGUUCUGGUUUGUUUUGACAUAUGGUAUGGGACUCCCGAAUUUAAUAAUCAAAAUCCCUUUCUAGGUUUUUUUUUUUUUUUUUUUCUUUUUCUGGUUGGGGAAAUGAUCACUCAAGUUGUACAGGAAGGUUAUUAAUGAAUAAGGGAUGUCUUUUCAUUUUGUGUA